CAGGAGCUUGUGACUUGCGUGAUCUGAACAAAGGUGUUUUUAUCUUGCAAGAACUUACCAGGAAGGAACGUAAAUCCCACAGUAUGUCACACAUCAGAACGAACCUUAGAGGAUGUAAGGACUGGACAGAUUUUGGCUAUCCACUGUCGACUAGUAGUGAUGAAGCGUGUAAGCUUUAUGACGCGGCGAUAUCACAGUUGGUUGGAUUCUACGAGGAUCACAAUUUCGGUGGACUUUCGGGGACCAUUGAAAAGAUGCUGAAAGCGGACCCAGAAUUUGUUAUGGGACAUAUACUAUCCCUCGGCAUCAAAAUGGUAGGAACUGUGUUUAUUGCUUCCGAUGAUCCAAUCAGAGAAGAGGUUACAAAACUGGAACAGCUCAUGUCCAAUAGAAACGUUACAGACAUUGAAUCGAAACACCUGGAAGCAAUCCGGAAACUGUUAGACGCAGACCUUCCCGGAGCUGUUGCAGUGUGGGAUUCCAUUUUACAUUUGAAUCACUUUGACGCCCUUGCUAUUCGCCAUGUUUUCUUCGGUUGUUUUUUCCUUGGGGCGUUCGCACAGUGCAGAGAUAUACUCAGUAGAAUAGUGAGUGAAUGGUGUCCCAGCACGCCUCUUUAUGGGUAUUUUCUUGGGGAGUAUGCAUUUGUGUCACAGGAAACAUUCCUCUUCCAGCGGGCAGAAAGAGAUGCCUUACGGGCGUUAGAAAUGAACAGACAUGAUAUAUUUGCUCGACACGCGGUAUCGCAUGUGUAUGAGAUGCAGGGUCGAGUUGAAGAAGGAUUGAAACUUGUGGAGGGAUCAGAAAAUGACUGGAAUAUUUGUGAUCAUCUUGCCUGUCAUAUGUACUGGCACAACAGUCUGUAUCACGUUGAAAAGGGAAAUUACGACGAAGCGAUUGGUAUUUACGAUACUGAGCUUGUCAAACGGUAUAAAGAUUCCAAGUCGGCGGGAAACAUGGUGGAUUGUAGCUCUCUGCUAUAUAGGCUUGAACUUGAGAAUUUUUCUGUGGGAGAACGAUGGAAUGAUUUGUUGAGAACGAUAGACGAUGGAAUAAAAAAACACACUAACUUAUACAUUGAUCCUCAUCUGCUGAUGACGUGUCUGGGAGCCAAGGAUAGCGCCGCCACGACAGCAUUCAUGGAUACAUUCCGGGAAUCAGUUAGGAAUGGACAUGGUCAUAGCAGGGGAGUGUCUGAGAGAAUUGUUCUUCCCCUUUGUGAGGCUCUACAAGCACAUGACGAUGGCGAUCAUGGGAAGGUCGUAGAUCUCACCUAUCCCCUCCGGCACGAAUUCUCCAAUUUUGGCGGCAGCAAUGCACAACGAGACGUCUUUAACUUACUUUUGAUCGACUCGUCGUUGAAAUCCAGCAGGGAAGAACACAGAAACUUUGGCAGACAUUUACUAGUUGAAAGAAAGGCGUUCAAAGAGAAUUCCCCAAUGACGGAUCGUUUGAUGGAAAAGAUACUGGUUUCCCAUGUGAAAUAAGAAUGAGAUGGCUACAGAUGGUGACAUCGGAUGUCAAUGACCUGUAAAUAGGGACAUGUUCAUUUCUGGUACCAUUUCAGUACAGACACGUAUUUGACUAGCGUAUUGCUCAGUUACGGCACGAGUCAAAAUUGUCUUCCUUCGUGAGUUUUGUUACAAUGUUCAAAUAUAUGUGCUGAUAUAUAUAUGCUUACCUCUACUAGUCAGAUUGAUUUGGUGAUGACGUCAUGAUAUCAAUAUGUUCUAAUGAAAGUGCGUGGUGAGAAAGGGUCAUGACAAGAGAUGUCUUAUUUAUGAACGUUUUCGAUGGUUUAAUAGAUUGGGUCAUUACCUGUUAAUCUGCUUAUGUUACUCAAUAAGUCUGAAUACGGUAAUCUAAUGAUUUUUGUGCUUUUUGUUGAACGUUAAAAACGCGAAAUUUACACAGAAAAUGAGGCGAAUUUAUUAACUGCAUAUUGAGUGUUUAAAUUGACAUAUUUGAUAUAUCACGGUGCUUUUCAAUUCAGGUUUGUGUUCCCGAUGCUUUUAAAUCCAGAUUAUUAAAUUCCAAUACAUCCACCAAUAAGGUAUGGGAUAUGAUUAAACGAAUCAGUGGUAAAACAACAUUCAAAACAAUGGGACAUCUGAAAACUAAUGGAAAAUUAACCACAUCGAAAUUUGAUAUUGCAUUCCAAAUAAUUUCAACAAUUUAAGAUCACGCGAGAAAAAACUAAAUUGAAAUUCUCUUCCGAAAACAAUGAAACUUACAAUCUACCUUUCUCAAUGUUAGAACAUCGAGAAUCGUUGAAAAAAAUCACAUGGCUCUGCAACAGGACCUGAUGAUAUUCGCUUACAGUUCCUAAAACAUCUACCAGAGUCGUCAUUAGAAAAACGUCUUUAUAUUUUUAAUUAUAUUUUAGAUCGGUCCCAAAGUCAUGGAAAAUGAUGUAUUUUUUUUCUUUCCCCAAACAAGGUAUCUGGAACCAGUCACAUAAUAUCACUCCUACAAUGCGGUUUUAGAUGUAAGCGAGGUACCACAAUCUUCUGUCUACUCGAUAAUGUUUUUAACGUAACGUUACAAGUAUAAAACCCAUUAUUUAAACUGUUAAGAUUGGUAAAAUUCUAGGUUACCUGAAAGAUAUAAUAGAUUAUGAUGUACCAUUUUAAUCCUUUGUGAUGUUAUAUUCAUUUAAGUUUUUCAGCGUUUGUCUUUUACCUUUUAGUUUGUUUGAUGUUAUUUCCUUUUGGAUCGCUGUGUGUUUUACCAGUUGAUGGCCCUAAUGACCUUUUAUGUGUUGACAGGCCGUUAAGAAUGUCAUAAUAAAAAUAAUAAUAAUCAAGAUUUGUAUAUGCAGUAAGUACUGCAAGUCAUUUGUAGAUAAGCUUUCUAAUAAAGUGUUGCUUGCUUUUGAUAACUAAUACGAAAUAAAUUAUAUCAUUGCAUGUUGAUAAAUACGCCAGAAUAUAAAAACUUUAUUUAUCCUGCAACUGGCAAUCCAUCGUCGGAAGACACCUGCCACAUGUAUUUUGCUGUAUUCGGCAGUAUGAAAAUUAUUUUAUACGUAACUUUUUUAUUCAAUAGUAAUUUCUACUCUGGUCCCUCAAUAUUUUCAAUUUUACGCAAAGGAACAUGAAUAUUGACAUACAAUGGUUUGGAAAACAAUUGUGUUCAUGACCUGGGAGUACUUUAUUGGAGAACAGGUCAGAUAUGCAUUCAUAUCAUAUGAUAUUCAUAGAUUUUAACUGACAUAAUUUUAAUUGAUUUGUUUUCAAUUACUACUUCUAAUUUCAUUUGUACUGAGAAAGUUAGUAUAAUCUUUUUAUCCGCUUU
Ylistrum balloti is the source of this 3297-nucleotide messenger RNA. Its product is annotated as tetratricopeptide repeat protein 38-like. Lineage: Eukaryota; Metazoa; Mollusca; Bivalvia; Pectinida; Pectinidae. The coding region runs from base 84 to 1487 and encodes 467 amino acids. The transcript is spliced from 14 exons. The record is from RefSeq and is a predicted model, not a curated record. Gene Ontology annotation, molecular function: protein binding.